AUGAAGAUUAUGAGGAGGAUACUUUUUGCCCUGCUGGCAGUAAGCAGCACAGUGGUCCAUUGCAGCGAUGUGAAGGAUAAACUAUUUAAAGGCAUAAAAAGGAACACGACAUUUUUAGUACUGAAUGAACCCAUUGUGGACAUGGGGCUUAGUGAAGGGUUGCUGCACACGUUGUUGUUCGACUUGGAGGUGGGAGAUAAUUUGUACACCCUGGACGAGAAUCUAUUAAACCAGAGAAAUGUGAAGCAUACGAAUAUUUUCCACCUUUUGAUGGAUACAUACAAGCAGGUGGAGAACAGCCAGGGGGGAGACGCCAUUCGGUACGUGUUCCUCUGCACGUCUUUCACUAGAUUACACCCGCUAAAUUUGGAGCUUCUGCUGAGGAAGUUUAACAAGUACAUUUACAACGGGCAGAGUCACGAAAAGGGGGACAUAGACGUGGGGGGGAUUGUGAGGGAGUACAAUGAGGAGGUGCAGGGGAAGCGAGCCACGUUGGGGGGGAUGAGGAGUGCAGGUGCUAGUCCAGGUGGUACCACGAGUGGGAUCCCCGCCAAGGACCUCAUCGAACGCAUGCUGCAGGAUCAAGUAAACCACCUUUUCAGUGACGACAGGGAAGGGAGUGACAAAUUUGUGAAGCCAGGUGGCACCUACAAGGGGCUCUUCCUUGGCUACGGAUUUAGUGACAAAGUAUCGUCCGCCCCAAAUGGGUUCAUUUUUCCGUCCCUAAAUAGCGGCAUUAUAAUGGACAUCACUCUGUUAAGGCGCCUUUACAACCAUUUGGUGGAAAAUUCCAGCGGGCAAAAUUUAAACCUGGUAAAAGACAACGCACGUGAAUUGUCGAACUACAUUGGGGAACACCUGCAGGUGAACCUGACCCCAUUUGAAAAUGCCUGCCUCACAGAUAAGGACAACGUCUUCCUUGUUGAGAACGAAGGGGGAAGCAACUACGACGUGUAUAGGUAUUACCUCGUGCUGCAUCUGUUUAGGGAUUACAAAAAGGAUAACAGUGUUAACAAGGCGCAUGACCUGGGGGGAACAAAUGCCAUGAUGAACCCCCCUGCGGAAGAACGACCAACGGAUGACGAACUGGCAGAACUAAUCAUCUCCUACUUCAACCUUGCCUACCCUAUAUCUACCUGUGCAAGUUAUUCCAUCCGUUCGAAGCAGGAGACCUUCGUCGAUUACGAUAAGUACCACCUCAUGAGCAUUGAAAAUGAAGUAAAGUUGGAAAAAUACAUAAAAGAAACUGAGGACGUGCACUACAACUCCAUCGAUGAAUAUAAGACCAAGUUGAGUCAGAUUAACCAGAAGUACGAUACCCUCUUCGAUGAAAGCCAACGGAUAUGGACUCAUAAGAAUAUCCUCCUCGCUGUGGUAACCAGUGCAGAAACGGAACAUCGGAUAGCCCAUGUGAAGAACACCUACGAUAAUAGGGAGAACACCCAGCAGGUAUUCAAUUCGUAUCAGCCUAACGGGGGGGGAGACCAACCUGGGGGAGCCAAAAAGAAGGACCAAUCCCACUCAAAAGGAAACCUUCUCAACCACGACUUCCUCAAAAGUGCCUUCGAAAACGAAAAAAUAGACAUAGAAAUAAUUUACUUUUCCGAUAAGGAGAGCAAACAGUAUGACACACUCCACCUGGAGGAGGAACACAAAGAAGUAAACACCCCCAACCAGGACACAUUGUGGAAGAAGGAAAAAAAUAUAAUUUACUACCUUUAUGAAGAAUACGUUAGGAAGAAUUCCCCAAUAGAUUUUUUCUUCAUUUCGCAUGAUGAUACCUUUGUAAAUGUUAAAACGUUAGUUGAUGUGAUAAACCUAACGCGUAACGAAUGCACUCACUCGAGAAGACACAUGUUUAGGAAGUACGUAAACUCAUUUGACCACAUGGAAGAAAGGGAAGCUAAUUUUUUGCGAAAUUUUGAAAAAAAAUACUUACACCUAUAUAGGUACCUGAAAACGAACUUUGUUAAAACGAUUGACGCGUUGAAGAGGUAUGAUUACGUGCCGACUUACUGUAAAGGCGCCGGGGCAACCAAGGGUGCAUCUGCCGGGGCGCCCCCCACAAGUGUGCCCCUUUAUAUUGGGAAGAGGUAUUCGAGCAACUCCUUCGCAGAGGAUGGAAACAGCUUCUUCCACUACUUGGCCGGUGCUGCGGGGAUGGUGCUUAACGGGGAGGCCGUGAAAAAAAUCUACUUCUGCAAAGGGGUAUGCGAUGUAGACACUUCCUAUCGGACCGCUUCCCAUGGAGAGUGCGACACGAACCUGCUGAACGAUGCCUCUUUUGGCAAUUGGGCCAAGGGGUUGGGAAUUCUUCCCAUCAACUUUGAAGGCUUUUUCCCCAACGGUCCUGAGCAAUAUUCCACAGACUACCUGAGCACUAUUACACCCGUUUCUUUUCACAAACUGAAUGAAGGGAGGACCGUUGAAGAAACGAAGGAGGCGUUCUUUCACCACCUAGUUAAUCCUACUAAACAGAGGAACAAAGCGAACCACAAGGAGGAAGACAUGUCUGUGGAUUACCUCGACAGGAAUUACAAAAAUAGCAUCGAUAACAUAUUUCACUUCUUCUUCUACGUUAAUAAGGUGGAAGAGUGCAAGUCCGAUGAGUCCAUACUCAAAACGACGGAACGGAUUUACGACAAAAUGGGGUCUAGCAAAAAAUUCAAUCACCUCUUUGAUAUGACUACCUUCUUUAUAAGGGACGUGGAAGACAUGCUCUACUUCCAGAAGAGGUCAGCUAGCAAGGGGAACCUCAACAAUGAAAAGGGAAGCAAGGAAACUUACACCAACAAUUAUGUGCAGCGGAAGGAUGCACCAGAUGGGCACCACCACGCUGGAGGGGAAGACUCGAGCAACUUUGGCACAAUGGACGAGAUGGGUGAAGUAGACGACUUGGGGGAGGAAGACCAUUUGGGAUCCAUGGACGAUCUGGACGAAGAGGAACAAUUCGACGAUGAUGAUUACGACUAUGAAAAGUACCUAGACGGAAUAGAGGCGCAUAAAAAGGGCACCGGUAGCGUCUCUACGGAUGACUUGCCGGAGGACCCCGAGUGGGGUGACGACGGCGACCAGGACGACAAUUUGAAUCUGCCCCCUGACGGAGGCGAAUUAUAA
Messenger RNA from Plasmodium coatneyi, 3117 nucleotides. RefSeq lists its product as uncharacterized. The coding region runs from base 1 to 3117 and encodes 1038 amino acids. The transcript has a single exon. The record is from RefSeq and is a predicted model, not a curated record. NCBI's taxonomy places the organism in Eukaryota, Apicomplexa, Aconoidasida, Haemosporida, Plasmodiidae.